This is a messenger RNA of Rotaria sordida, 1809 nucleotides long. The record is from the annotation of a GenBank genome assembly. NCBI's taxonomy places the organism in Eukaryota, Metazoa, Rotifera, Eurotatoria, Philodinida, Philodinidae.
AUGAAUCAAGUCAAACGACAAUUGAAUGAACACGUGCCAUUUGAUGAAAAAGCAAAAAAAUUGCGAAAUUUAACAUUUCAUAAGAAUGAUAUAGAAGUUACUUGUAUCGAACAUUUGUCGAAUGAAAUUUUUUAUGAAAUAUUCGAUUAUCUUGAUGGUUGUGAUAUUUUCGAUAUAUUUUCAAAACUUAAUAUACGUUUUAAACGUCUUAUUCUUUAUUCAUCAUUACCAAUUAAAAUUUAUCGUUCCAUUUCAUCUAAUCAAAUCACCGAAUAUCAUUAUCAAAAAUUUAUUAUACCACAUCGACAUCGAAUCAUUUCAUUUCAUAUCCAUGAUGAAUCAUAUAUGUCAUCUUCUUUUUCAUUACAUAUGAUCGAUGCAUCAUUUAAUCGUCUUGAAUCGCUUGUUCUCUAUAGAAUUCAAUAUAACAUUCUAAUAUUAUUUCUUCCGGAUUUAAGUACUUUACCUCGUCUUUUCUCAUUGAAAAUUGAUCUUUAUGAUGGAUUAAGAAAUUUCUCGGAACUUUAUGGCUUGAUUUUUCGUUUGCCUUUACUAAAAUAUAACAAAAUUUCAGCAUUCAGAAUAUUUUCACCUAUUUUACAACCAUAUAUAACUGAUGAAUACAGUCCUAUUGAACAUCUAGUUAUUGAUCAUGAAUGUGUCAUCCAUGAAUUAGUUACGAUUCUUUCGUGUACACCACGACUUAGCCAUUUAACUUGUAAGUGUUUAAAUUCAAAUAGUUCAAUAAAAAGAGAAAUACCAAGAAAUAUUUCCAAUUUGAGAUAUUUGUCAAUAAAUGUGUGUUAUUUACAAUUUGACGAAUUUGAAACAUUCAUUAAAAAAUCAUUUCCUCAUAUUCGAGUUUUGCGUUUUGCUUCACAUUGGGAUAGUUCUUAUCUUGAUGCUAAUCGUUGGGAACAACUAAUUUUAAAACAUAUUCCUUAUUUACGGAUAUUGAAUUUCAAAUAUAAUGAAGGUAUUUAUAAUCAAUUAACGCUUAAUCCAUAUCACUUAAAUCUUAAUCGGUUUCUUUCCCCGGUUUGGAUUCAACGGAGAUGGUUUCUUGAGCUUAAAAUUUGUAUAAACACUUUUCUACCUGCUACAAUUACAUAUUCCAUUCAACCAUUGAAAAAACAAUGGUACGAAUGGCACAAUGAGGCAAACUCAAAUGAAAUUAUUAUUUAUCCAACUUUGACUGAACAAAAAUGUAUCAAUACUUCGUUUUCACAACUUCAUCUUACUCUUGAAGGUCCACAGAGCGUCGAAUAUUAUCGAUCAGUACAAGAAUAUAUCUGUUCUAUUGCUACUUUGGUACAAUUUACUAGUUUACAUAUUGAUUUGUGUUAUUUUUCAAUUUCUAUUCUUCUUCAACUCCUGAACAUAUUACCUAAUCUUGAUUCAUUAACAAUAACAUCUGGACUUCCAGAAAAAACGAAAAUUUUAUCUAAAGAACAAAUUAAUAUGUUUCGUUCUGUAUCAUCUCAUAACAAAAUAACUAAAGUAAAUCUUGAACAAAUAACAGAACUCGAUCAAAUUCAUAUUCUUAUGGAUCUCUGUUUUCAUAUGUGUGAUCUUCAAGUAAAAUGUAGAAAUAUCUUCGAUGGGAAAUGGUUAGUACGGUAUGUUUUAAACAAAAGAAAUACAAAUUUUAUUCCAUAUUUAUGUUCAAUAUGUCUUUGGAUUUCGGAAGCAAAUAAUGAAAUGAUGAACAAUUUACAAAUAAUAAUCGAUACUGAAAAGUUAAUUGAUAAUUAUACAAUCAAACGUAUAUGUGAUAAAAUUUAUCUUCGAUGGAAUGAACAUUUGUAA